GUUACGCCCGGGGUUUCGUCGUCAAGUCUGUGACUAGUUAGCGGACCACGUUUCAAGGGUGAGAUUCGUGCCACAGUCUAGUCACUAACAGUACAUAAUUCAAAAUACCAUGAUCAACCAGAAUUGAAGUUAUAGUUUUACUAUGACUAACAACAUAUCCGUCUCAGCCAGUUGAUGGGACCUUGGGAGGUCGGUCAUCUUGAGCAACUGGGGUUGUUGCUUGGGUGCUGUUGAUACACAUCACUUCCUCUGUUUGCUUUUUACAUAUACGUAUUCUCGAGACUAUGAUUGGCUUUUGAACCGCGACAGCCUCACAGCAACACGUAUCAGAUGACCCCUCAACUCCCAACUUUGAUCUUUAACAUGCCCUGAAAAAUUUUAUCCUGCAGUUCUAAUAUCUAUUGUAGGAAAUACUCUUUUUCUCUAGCAAAGACUACAUGAUAUCUUCGCGCUAUAUUUCACCUCUUUAUUGUACAUGACAUAUAAAAUGGUCUUCACACGUGAUGACUAUACGGUCGCAUGGAUCUGCGCCUUGCCGCUGGAAAUGGCGGCCGCGAAGGCCAUGCUGGACAAGGUUCAUCCUCCGCUCCCCCAGCCAAAAACCGACCACAAUGUUUACACACUUGGGAGGGUUAGCAGCCACAAUGUAGUGGUGGCCCCCCUACCAUCCGGUGUCUACGGAACGAUAUCUGCUUCCACUGUGGUAUCACACAUGGUUUCUACCUAUCCAAAUAUCCGAUUUGGGUUGAUGGUGGGUAUUGGUGGUGGAGUCCCAAGUGAAAGUGCUGAUAUUCGCCUUGGUGAUAUUGUGAUCAGUAAGCCAACUGCCACUUCAACUGGUGUUAUUCAAUAUGACUACGGCAAGACACUUCGUGACGGACGAUUCCAGCACACGGGGUCGCUCAACAAACCUCCUCCAGUGUUGCUGAAGGCUAUGUCUCAAUUAGAGAGUGAUUCUACGAUAGGAAAAAGGCUGAUUAGCGAUAGCUUAUUUGAUGUACUGAGCAAACGUGAAGGGAUGAAAGAGCAGUUUUCGCGGCCAAAAGACGAUUGGCUAUUCCGACCGACAUACAGUCAUGAGAAUAGCGAAAACGACUGUUCAGCAUGUGAUAGGACCCAGCUAGUGAACCGUCCGGAGCGGAGAACUGAAGACCCUUAUUUUCAUUAUGGCUUAAUUGCUUCCGGAGACCAGGUCAUGAAGGAUGCCAAAGCUCGAGAUUCUAUUGCUCGGGAUCUAGACAUACUCUGUUUUGAAAUGGAGGCUGCUGGGCUUAUGGACGAACUCCCAUCACUUGCCAUUCGAGGCAUCUGUGACUACUGUGAUUCCCACAAGAAUAAACAGUGGCAAGGAUAUGCGGCCCUUGCUGCUGCUGCCUACGCGAAGGCUCUUUUAUCAGUGGUUCCCACUUACUGCUACGAGAAGGAAUCAUAUAAAUCAAGGCAGCCAGUUUGGGUGGUACCCUUCGGAAGAAACCCGCGAUUCGUAGGUCGGGAAAAAGAAAUUACCAGAACCGAGGAAUUGAUUGUGCAACAGGACGGACCUGGCAAAGUUGCUAUCUGCGGAUUAGGUGGAGUUGGAAAGACCCAGAUUGCACUUGAACUGGUAUACCGCAUGCGAAAACGAGACCCUGAGUGCUCGAUAUUCUGGAUUCAAUGUACCAGCUAUGAGAGUGUGGAACAAGCCUACAUGAUCAUCGCCUCAAAGCUAGGAAUAACUGACAUAAAGCCGGCAGAGGUAAAAGAAAAGGUCAAGGCCUAUCUCAGCCAGGAGAGUGCCGGGAAGUGGCUUCUUCUUUUUGAUAAUGCAGAUGAUAUGGAGAUGUGGAGCCAGGACAACACUAAUAAUCCAGUACUGGCAGACUUUCUUCCUCGAAGUGAGCAGGGCCAUAUUCUCUUCACCACACGCAGCCGGAAGGUAGCUGUGAAACUAGUGUCUUCUCAUGUAAUAACGAUCUCUGAGCCGGAUACAGAGACUGCUCUGGAAAUUUUACAAAACUCACUGGUUGAAAAAACUUUACUUAAUGAUCAUGAUACGGCUAUUACUCUUCUUGAGCAGCUGGCCUUUCUCCCGUUGGCGAUCACCCAGGCGGCAGCAUAUAUCAAUGAAAACAGCAUUGGCCUCUCUGACUAUAUGAUACUUUUACAAGACCAGGAGCCAGAUGUGAUUGAAUUGCUGAGUGAAGACUUUGGGGACGAAAGGCGAUACAAAGACACCCAGAAUCCUGUUGCGUUAACCUGGUUCAUCUCCUUUCAGCAAAUUCAGCGAUCAAAUGAACUCGCGGCAGACUAUCUUUCAUUCAUGGCCUGCAUCAGCCCUCGCGGUAUUCCGCAGUCCUUACUUCCCCAGCCAAUCUCAACUAAGAGGAGAAUUGAUGCCAUCGGCCUCCUCAAGGCCUUCUCCUUUAUUAGUGAGGAUGGCGGGGACCAUUUUCUAAAUAUACACAGACUAGUCCAUUUUGCGACUCGGAACUGGAUGAGAAAGAGCCAACAGUUUAGCCGGCAUAUAUUGAAAGCUGCAGACCGAUUGAGCGAAGCUUUCCCGAACAAUGACCAUGCUAAUCGGAAGCUGUGGCGGGAGUAUCUGCCGCAUGCAUUUUCGCUAUUAGCAGAAGCUGACUUCCAGAAGGAGCAGGAGAGAUAUAUUAAGUUGAUUGUGAAUAUUGGGAACUGUCUAUAUAGUGACGGCAGAUGGAAGGAGGCAGCAGAGCUGGAAGUACAGGUGAUGGAGCUCUGCAAGCAAGUGCUGGGGCCAGAGCAUCCAGAUACUCUGACCAGCAUGGCUAAUCUGGCAUUAAUAUACCGGAACCAGGGACGAUGGAAGGAAGCAGAAGAGCUGCAGCUACAGGAGAUAGAGCUCUGGGCGAUGGAAGGAAGCAGAAGAGCUGCACUACAGGUGAUAGAGCUCUACAAGGAAGUGCUGGGUCCAGAGCAUCCACACACUCUGACCAGCAUGGCUAAUCUGGCAUCAACAUACCGGGAUCAGGGACAAUUAAAGGAAGCAGAAGAGCUGGAGCUACAGGUGAUAGAGCUCUACAAGGAAGUGCUGGGGCCAGAGCAUCCACACACUCUGACCAGCAUGCAUAAUCUGGCAUCAACAUACCAGGAUCAGGGACGAUGGAAGGAAGCAGAAGAGCUGCAGCUACAGGUGAUGGAGCUCCGCAAGCCAGUGCUGGGUCCAGAGCAUCCAGACACUUUGAGCAGCAUGCACAACCUGGCCUAUACAUGGAAACUACUAGGAAAGGUCCAAGGUGCCUUAGCUCUGAUGGAAAAGUGUGCAGAGCUCCGCUGCAACUUGUUAGGCCCAGAUCACCCACAGGCCAUAUCCUCCUCUAACGCUCUCAGAGACUGGGAAGAGCGGUGAAUCCCCUAUCAAGGAGGCUAAUAGAGGAAACUUCAGCGGCGGUAAAAGAUGGGCAUUAAAAAGGGGUUUCGGGAGAAAAUGAUCUACG
Molecule: messenger RNA, 3449 nt
Organism: Aspergillus pseudonomiae
Lineage: Eukaryota; Fungi; Ascomycota; Eurotiomycetes; Eurotiales; Aspergillaceae
Product: purine and uridine phosphorylase
Exons: 4
Coding region: 476-3361 (961 amino acids)
Biological process (GO): nucleoside metabolic process
Molecular function (GO): protein binding; catalytic activity; ADP binding
Source: RefSeq, a predicted model, not a curated record